Ixodes scapularis (black-legged tick) is the source of this 1833-nucleotide messenger RNA. RefSeq names its product eukaryotic translation initiation factor 3 subunit L (gene eIF3l). The transcript is spliced from 19 exons. Bases 128 to 1765 code for a protein of 545 amino acids. Gene Ontology annotation, biological process: translational initiation. Gene Ontology annotation, cellular component: cytoplasm; eukaryotic translation initiation factor 3 complex. Gene Ontology annotation, molecular function: translation initiation factor activity; protein binding. The record is from RefSeq and is a predicted model, not a curated record. NCBI's taxonomy places the organism in Eukaryota, Metazoa, Arthropoda, Arachnida, Ixodida, Ixodidae.
AGCCUUCGCUGAUCUCGCCGCGCUAGGCUUGUGACCGUGUGUCGUCUACGAGCGUUUUUUUAAGUUAAUUUUUCAUUUCAGUUCAUUAAAUCGCGGAGUUUGCGUACGUCACCGAACACUCACCAAAAUGAUCGGCGAUCAGGACGACUACGGCGAUGUCGAGUACCUCGACGCAUACGGCUAUCCCAUCCACGAAGGAGAAGUCCAUGGGUACCGGCAGGAUGUGGACUACGGUGGCCAGUACAAGCUGUCUGAGGCGAUGCAGAGCACCCUUCUGUACCUCAAGAAGGCAAUCCAGGAAGGGAAUGUCUUUGAGAUACAGAACAUCUACGAGAACAACUUAGCCAAGCUGAUGGAGAAGUACUUCCAGACGUUGCCACCACCCAACUCGAAGGAGAUGGCACACAUCUUGGACGACCACAUCUUCAUGAUUCUCUACAAGGAGCUCUACUAUCGCCAAAUCUACGCUCGGGGCGUCCCGAAAAUCGACGAGCGGUUCGAGUCCUACUACAACUACUGUGCCCUGUUCAACUACAUCCUGAGUACUGAUGGCCCCGUUGCACUGGAGUUGCCCAACCAGUGGCUCUGGGAGCUCAUUGACGAGUUCAUUUAUCAGUUCCAGUCCUUCAGUCAGUUUCGCAGCAACGUGAACAAGAAGACGGCCGAGGAGAUUGAAGUCCUCAACCAGAAUCCCAAGAUCUGGAACGUACACAGCGUGCUUAAUGUGCUUCAUUCGCUCGUGGACAAGUCUAACAUCAAUCUCCAGCUGGAGGUCUACACCAAGGGAGGCGACCCCGACAACGUUGCCGGGGAGUUUGGGCGCCACCCGCUGUACAAGAUGCUGGGCUACUUCAGCCUAAUCGGGCUGCUGAGGCUGCACUCGCUCCUGGGAGACUACUACCAGGCCAUCAAGGUGCUUGAGAACCUGGAGCUCAACAAGAAGAGCCUGUAUUCGAGGGUGCCGGCGUGCCAGAUCACGACCUACUACUAUGUGGGCUUUGCAUACCUCAUGAUGCGACGCUAUGCGGAUGCCAUCCGCACCUUUUCCAACAUCUUGGUCUACAUCCAGCGGACCAAGCACAUGUUCCAGCAGCGGUCUUACCAAGUGGACCAGAUCAACAAGCAGACGGAGAAGAUGUAUGCCCUCCUGGCCAUCUGCCUGACGCUGCACCCCCAACGCAUCGACGAGAGCAUCCUGUCCCAGCUCAAGGACAAGUACGGAGACCGCAUGAACAAGAUGCAGAAAGGGGACAAGGGGGAGUUUGGAGACAUGUUCACGUUUGCGUGCCCCAAGUUCCUGAAUCCGGUGCCGCCGGUGAUGACACCCCCGGUCGCGUCUUCAGACAAGCAGCCACCAAAAGAGCAGAAGAACUUCUCCAAGGAACCGCUCGAGCAGCAGCUGAACGUUUUCCUCAGCGAAGUUCAGGGGCAGAUUAUGCUCCCCACGAUCCGCAGCUUCCUCAAGUUGUACACCACCAUGCCGGUUUCUAAGCUGGCCAAUUUCUUGGACAAGGGGAAUGAGCCUGACAGUUUCCAUUGCCACCUGCUGAGCUUCAAGCACAAGAUGAAGAACGUGGUCUGGACCAAGGGCUCCAGCAGCCUCGACGGAGAGUUCCAGUCCGGAUCCGACGUGGACUUCUUCAUCGAUGGGGACAUGAUCCACAUUGCCGACACCAAGGUGGCCAGGCGCUACGGAGACUUCUACAUCCGCCAGUACCACAAGUUUGAGGAGCUGUACCGUACCCUGUCUUCGCUGCAAGCCUGAGCAACCAUGGCACACUUCAAGUUAUAUCUCUUCUGUCUCCAAUCAAUAAAACUGGGACUAAACUCUGA